Callorhinchus milii (elephant shark) is the source of this 2441-nucleotide messenger RNA. RefSeq names its product UDP-N-acetylglucosamine pyrophosphorylase 1, like 1. Gene Ontology annotation, molecular function: UDP-N-acetylglucosamine diphosphorylase activity. NCBI's taxonomy places the organism in Eukaryota, Metazoa, Chordata, Chondrichthyes, Chimaeriformes, Callorhinchidae. Gene Ontology annotation, biological process: UDP-N-acetylglucosamine biosynthetic process. The record is from RefSeq and is a predicted model, not a curated record.
GUCGCGAGCUGGAGGUGGAAGGAUGGAGACCGGGGACCCGGUGCUGCCGCCGCCGCCGCCGCCCGAGGAGCUGAAGCAGCGGCUGGAGGCGGCGGGUCAGGCCCAUGUGCUCCGGUUCUGGCCGGAGCUGGCGGCGGGCGAGCGGAGCUCCCUGGCGGCCGAGCAGGCCUGGGAGCCGCGGGAGCUGCGGGCUCACUGCGAGGCGGCCAAGCGGGCCCUGACCCCGGCCAGGCCUCCGGCUCGCCCGAUGGAGCCCGUCCCACAGCAGCUGAUGGGCAGCGCGGUCAGAGGCCACCCCGAGGUCCUCAGCCGGUGGGAGCAGCGAGGAUUCCAGCUGAUCUCUGAGAAUAAAGUGGCUGUAAUCCUGCUGGCUGGGGGCCAAGGCACCCGCCUCGCUGUGCCUUAUCCAAAGGGUAUGUAUAACGUGGGGCUCCCCAGUGGGAAAACACUGUACCAGAUUCAGGCGGAGAGGAUCCGGAAGGUGCAGGAGCUUGCGGAGGUCAAGCAUGGCAACAAAUGCACCGUCCCUUGGUACAUCAUGACCAGCGAAUUCACAUUGGAGCCAACCCAGAGAUUCUUUGCCGAGCACGACCAUUUCAACCUGGACAAGUCCGACAUCAUUAUGUUUGAGCAGCGGAUGAUUCCAGCCGUGGGUUUCGACGGAAAGAUCAUUCUAGAACAGAAGGGGAAAGUUGCCAUGGCUCCAGAUGGGAAUGGCGGGCUGUACCGAGCCCUGGCAGACAGCAUGAUCCUGGAAGACAUGGAUCGUCGAGGCAUUCGGUACCUUCACGUCUACUGCGUGGACAACAUCCUGGUCAAAAUGGCGGACCCUAUCUUCAUAGGUUUCUGCGCAGAGAAAGGAGCGGACUGCGGUGCUAAGGUGGUCGGAAAGACAGACCCUAGCGAGCCGGUGGGUGUGGUGUGUCGAGUCGACGGAAUCUACCAGGUGGUAGAGUACAGCGAAGUCAGCCAGGAGGUGGCCGAGAUGCGAGACGAGGACGGAUGCCUGACCUACAACGCUGGGAACAUCUGCAAUCACUUCUUCACUCUGGAUUUCCUCAAGUCCAUUGCAGAAGAGUUUGAACCUAAGCUGGUACCUCACAUGGCCAUCAAGAAGAUUCCAUUUGUGGAUGAGCAGGGGAACAGAGUGAAACCAGAGAAAGGCAACGGCAUCAAGAUGGAGAAAUUUGUCUUUGAUGUUUUCCAGUUUGCCAAGAAUUUUGUGGUGUUUGAGGUUUCGAGAGAAGAGGAGUUUUCGCCUCUGAAGAACGCGGCUGGUGCUGGUGUCAAAGACUCUCCAGUGACUGCCAGGCGGGCUCUGCUGUGGCAGCACCAGCGCUGGGCACUGCGGGCAGGCGGGCACUUCCCCAACCACCAAAUACCUCGCUCAGACUGGUCGGAGGAGAGUGAGGAGCCCCCGCUGGUGUGUGAGAUCUCGCCGUUGGUCUCGUACGCAGGAGAGGGCCUGGAGGUAUACCUGAAGGACAGAGAGCUCUAUUCACCUCUCCUCUUGACCAAGAAGAUGGCAGAAGAACUAGCGAAGGCCAAGUUGGCCGUCUAAUGUUGGGAGAAACACCUUCGCUGCUGGCAUUGUAAUUAAUUGAAAACAGUUGGGUGGUGCGUUUACUAUGGCGUCCAAACAUUUACAGCAUUUCCUCAGUCCUCGAGUGUGGGGGUUGUGUCCAUACAUUCCACAGGUCCGAAGCCCUUUCAAGGUGGUUUUCUUGGCCGUAUUAGUCCUAUGUCACAGUCCUCAGGCUUCUAUCAUACGGUCAUAAACUGGCUGGCCAGUUGUUCCUGUGCUUCACAAGGAGAGAUCUCAGCAAUCCACCUGUGACGGUGGAUUCCUGUAGCAUAAUGGUUAACACACUCGCCUCGCAAGCGAGCGGAACCAGGUUAAAUUCCUGAGCGCGGUGAAACCUUGGGCAAGUUUCUUUACUCUUCACGCCUCUGUUUAUCCAGCAAUAAGUAGGAACCCGGUUGUUAGUUGAUUGGCGAAUCACUUUAAGGGAUGAUAAUAAUCCCUCCAAAAAAUUUGCUCCAUUGUUUGUGAGCACUGCUGUGCGCAAUUGGCUGCCACGUUAGUGGUUAGUCAAUUCACUUUACAGUAUAUUUUGUGAAUGCGUUUUGAGAUGUCUCGAAGACGUGAUAAGGCGCUAUAUCAAAUGCAAGGAUUAUUAUUAUGCUUUGUGAUACUAUUGUGCUUUUUAUAAAUCCACAAACUUUCAGUACUAUAUAACUUUAUGUAUACUUUAUACCUUUGUAAUUCUAUAACUUUGAAAGAGAAUGAUCUGAUAUUGACCUAUGCUUUAAAGUGCCUUUCCUGGUCCUCCGGCAGAAAUAUCUGGAGACAUUGUGCAAUUACUGAGGUAACAUUUCAUUUUCUGCCUCAAUAGCUGUGAGAGCCAGUGCAAUAAAUUGGGAUUAAUAUCAAUGCCAAA